AUGACGCCCGAGAGCAACGGGCCCGAGGUCGACCACUAUUCGACGUGGCAUCGCCCUCUGGGCCGCCCUGAUCGCGUCCCGCAAUACCCGAAGCCUCCCCACUUCAAUCUCGCCUUUUACCAGAGAGUCACAGAGGCACUGCGCUUGGAGCAGAUGCGCCAAGAGCGUCGAUUCGACCUCUAUGGUGCCGUUGCUGCUGAAUCGCGCACCUCCCAUACGCCAGAAGAAGUGCGUGUCACAGCCAACGCUGGGAGCCGCGCGUGGCUGUGCAGAACCACCGAGGUCUACUCGCCGAGCACGGAGAGCACCCUGGACCCGGAUGAAGAGCUCGAGGUGCAUGGGGCGGGGAUGAAGCGCAAGCGUGGACCGCAAAGCUCCAGCCCACACACCCUGGCAGCGCCGCUGGUGUCGGGCGCGGGCUGCGAACCUCGCCAGCCAGUCCAGACACCUAACCAGGAAAGCGAAGACCGGAACCCAAGGGGGGUCGACAACGCCAUCCACGAGGCCAGCACCGGGGUUGCGCCCUGCCAGAACCCACAGACCACUGAUGGUGCCGGACCUGCGACACCGCGUGGAUGA
This is a messenger RNA of Paraphaeosphaeria sporulosa, 579 nucleotides long. RefSeq lists its product as uncharacterized. The transcript has a single exon. NCBI's taxonomy places the organism in Eukaryota, Fungi, Ascomycota, Dothideomycetes, Pleosporales, Didymosphaeriaceae. The record is from RefSeq and is a predicted model, not a curated record. The coding region runs from base 1 to 579 and encodes 192 amino acids.